Messenger RNA from Dermacentor silvarum, 5437 nucleotides. RefSeq lists its product as uncharacterized. The record is from RefSeq and is a predicted model, not a curated record. The coding region runs from base 1174 to 3759 and encodes 861 amino acids. Lineage: Eukaryota; Metazoa; Arthropoda; Arachnida; Ixodida; Ixodidae. The transcript is spliced from 7 exons.
ACAAAUUGUUUCGUAAUACAUAUUCAUCUUUGGAGUUUGUUUGCAAAGAAGGCUACGUACAGUGGUGCAUUUGUGAAGCACUGCAUCCCACAGACCUGCACUAUGCUGCAUCCCAUUUAAUGUAGCAGUGAUGUAUACAACAAAGCUGAAGUCAGUGGCUGCAGCGUUGCAUUGGUACCCCAGAAAGAGUAACAGGUAUCGCCCAUGCUGCCAACCUCUCCGUUGUACACAAUUGAAGUGCUGCCUUUAUUCAGUUUCUCCAUUGGUAUUUCCGUCGCCUGCAUCUUCCUCUUGGGCCGAGGGAUUUGGCCCUGUGCACAAAUUCUCGUAGAAGUACUUAUACCUAUAGGAAGACUUUUAUUCAUGAAAACAAAAAUGCAAAAAUGUACAUGAAAUAUAACCCCUGCAGUGUUUCCGGCAAGCUUAUAUCGCUUUACGGUGGGCAGGGGUCCGUUUGGAAGGAUCCAGUCGUUUAGUGUGACGACUGACCUCUGUAAAAAAGGGGCGCAGUUUAUCGUGCAUUCACAGACGAAGUAGACUGGACGGGCGGUCGACCUGUCUUCUUCAUGUGUGUGCGUGUCUGGUGUUACACGGUGCACUUCCGAUCAGUAUCAAAUUUCUCGGUCGCGAUUGGCUCCUUAGCGCAAGAUGCGGGAGGUAUCGAAUCGCGGUCGAAAAUUACGAUCCGGAUCGGGCUCGAUCGAAAGUGCGAUCAAAAGUGAGCGUCUUGCCGUGUAGCUUUUGCCGCUUUCCAUUAAAAGCCGAGUGUGUCGAUUGUUGAUGACCAAUCAAAGACUAAGUAUAAAAGGAUGACAGAAAAAUUGGUCACAAAUUGUUCACGCAAAUUCACACUAGGUGCAGGUACAAUAAUAAAGUUUGCAUCGAAACCGAAACCGUUCGUAAUGCAGCGCCCCUACAAAAGCUAGUAACACUUAACAAGUUCAUGGCUGAUCCUAGCCCCAACUUGUGGCCCUGGCUGAUGCUGGCUGUUUCUACUUUCGCAGGUCGAUAGGCUAAAUUUCGCAUCUUACUUCAUUACGAAGUUUAUAUAGAGGUUACAGUUAUGUUUAGUUAUACUGCUGAUGUGAGCUCAUGGCCCCUACCACUGGUGCGCGGGGACAACAGUCUUUGUAAAUAACUGCGCCAUACAGCUAAGGGAGGGCCAUUCUGCGGAUGCUAUUUGUGCUCUCGGCAGGGGGCAGAGAGAGCUGGCCCAGUGCAGCUGCUGGUGGUUCCUGCCCUGUGCUGAACAUGGAGACCUCGCCUCUUCCACCUGAAAGGGCCCUGCCCUUGGCGCAGCCCUUCCUCUGCCGCCAUGGCCACGAGCCUUCUUCACUGAAUGCCUCCUCGAUGCACAGACAUGCUGAUGCAAGGUCAUCCCUAUGGCUGAUAUGGCUGCGCAAGUAUGUCAUCCUCUGCCUGGUGUGCGGUGGUUCUGCUGUCUUUGUUGGGGUGCUAUUCAUCGCCAUCUACUUCACUUUGAAGUCGUACACUUCAUCCCUGCAGUUUUUCGAGACCAUACCCACCUAUGUACCUGCUGCGGUGCUAAUUCUGACUGGACUUAUGGUUAUGUGCUUUGCCAAGCGUAGAAACCGGUACACUUACCUGGUGAAGUUUGCUGGUGGCUGCUGCCUCACCUGUGUGCUCCUCUGUGUGGUCAUCACGGUCACCACCACAGUGGUGCACAUGAACCGACUGCAGACGCUACAUAAAUGUGACUACUCGUCUAAGGACAGGGCCUGCAUGUGCUUGUCGGCUAUUGCAGAGUCGCCUGCUCAGGAUGGGGAGCACCAGUUUGUGUUCAACGACACGCCCAGCUGCGAGGUGGUGCACGGCAGCCUCUACGGCUGUCUACGUGCACUUUUUGGCCUCUCGGUGGUUGGCAUCCUAGUGUGCAUCUUCUCCUCCAUGCUUGUCUACCAGCUGCUCAGCCAUGAGCGCAAGAAGGUCUACCUUGAACAGCUGGAGCUGCGUCGAAGGCUGCUGUACCGCCGUCAUCCCAACCACGGCCUCUGCGCCUGCUAUGGCGACAUGUGCCACCCAUGGCCCCUGUGGGACAUGCUUGACUACCGGCUGCUGGCACCGCACCAGCAGGGUUCGCAUGAUCGCCCCAGCCCUGAAGAGCUUAUCAGCGUUGCUGGCCCCUCGCGGAGCCGCACAGCUGCUCUCCGCCGCCGUCGCCCGCCGCUCUGGUGGCUGCCAUGGACACGUCGUGGCACUCGCUCCUCUUCGUCGCGGCCUGGUUGCAACGCAGUUGAGCGGCUGCUUGUUAGAGAUGGCUGGCGCUGCAGCUCGCCUGCUGAGCUCGUAGGUCCUCCCGGCAGUUCGCCGAGCCCGUGGCGGAACGGCUGUACCCAUGGUGGUGGUUCGCGUGCAGCUGAAGCCCGGGGAGUGUCAUCGCGCAGUGCCGCGGCAGCAGUGCGUGCUGCACACCGGCGCACCCGGUCCAACGAUGGAGUGUUCCACCAUCUCCAGAUGAACACCCGGUAUGGUCCUCAGGCAUUCCCCGACCCACCGUGCAGCUACACGGAGAUCCCUGCAUACCUGUGGGGUCCGCCACCGCCCUAUUCACAGCCGCCAUCCCUGGAAGACGUGGCAUGCCUCGGUGGGGAAAACUCUCCACCGGAAGCAAGCCACUGCAGCGUAGCGGAAGGUGCACUCCAGGGCGAAGGCUGCUCCUCCAAGAGAAGCACUCCGUCAGCCGAGAGGCAUGUCGUGGUCACCAUUGGCGGCGACUUCCCAGAGGUACACUGCCGGGCGACAACAACGGCACGCGACGGGAAGCACAGAACAACGGGGAGCAGCUCAUUCAUUGUUGAGGUGCCUUGCUUUCUUCACAAGGGGGGGCUGGUAUUCCACACUUUGCCUGCUCGCAGUCGGCGCAAGCGGCAACCCAGCCCAUUCAAGUCCUUGUCGAACAUUCCACUGUGCAUAUCAAGGAGGCUGAGUCUUUUGCGGCAUGAAAACAUUCGCAACGGUGGAAGCCUUGCAUUCCUUCGCGGCAGGAAGGCAUCAGCCUUAGAGUGGCCGGAGGAGAACACCAUAAUCUCUGAACUGGGCCACACGAUCCGUGUCAUCUGUGAGAAGCCUCCAAAGCAGACGUCCAUUGAGGAGAGCAGCAACAAUGCCACGGAGACAGCCACACCAACUGUUGUGACGCUGCCGUUGGAGACAAGCCAGCUUGCACCCACAACAGAGCCUUCCUGGGUUCCUGCGGCCAGUGUUAAAGUGUUGGCCCCAGUGCAUGCACACUCCAUGCCCAACCUCAGCAUAACAGCAUCGUCGGGUUCCUUGCGUGUUUCACACCACAAUGAGGAGGAGGAGGAUGAGGAAACAUGGACAUCGCGAGACUUUGCCGACACCGGCAGUGAUGGUAGCCAGCUCUCAGAUGCCACGUCAGCCCCCUCCAUUCCUGACGAAGAGGAGUAUGUCUACGAGGGGGAGUCUAGUCAGGCCAGUGCGGUGCCUCCGCCAUUGCCGCCAAAGUGUCUCACGUGGGGGGAGAGGCGGCAGAGGUAUGUGGUGCUCUCCAAGCGUCAAGGCUUGCCGCCUCUGCCCAUGGCCAGGGACCCAGUGACAUUCCUACUUGAGACCGGUAGCUGUUGUGCGUGCCCUUCACAGCCACAGGCACGUACUGUGGCUCCGCCACCAGAGACAACAUCUGGCUCAACCGCUUGGGGCACAGAGGCUCGGUGGCUGAACAGGCGUUUUUGCAGUGAUGACGUGGAAAAUGAAUCGCUGAAUGUCUCACGAUGCUGACGUCCAGCCUCUGCACACCUGUACAGUACACCCUAGCCAGCUCGCACCUGCUUGCUCUAAAGAUGUGGGGGUGCUCCUCCUGUGACUAGAAGCGCAUCAAUGUGCAAGGAGCAGUAGUGUGGGUGACAAUGGCUGCAGCUGUGCCGGAUUGUUGACCCCCCACCAACCCUCUUUUUACAGCGUAGGAGCUGAAAGCAUUUCCACCAUGUUGAGCAUGCCAGCACAGUGUUGCCUCCUCCUCUUCCUUGAGUCUCUGUGUGGAUCUUCCAUAUCACAUAUGCUUUAAAGAGAAUUGUAGUACUCCCAACAUUGCGUUUGUUUCAGACUGCUGCAGUGGCACUGUUCUGCAACCUUCCUUGAGUAUUGAAGCAUUUUAGCGUUUAAGCAACAUGAUGAAAUAUUUCUAUAUAGUGCUUCAAAAGCUUUUAAUUAGUGUUAUCACGCUGGUGUGCUGCAGCCAGAUUGUUGGUUUGCAGUUUUAAUGAACAACCCCUCAUGCAUUUGUUAUACUUAAGUAUUGUGGUGCUUUUUUGCAUUUAUUUACUGUUCAUAAUGUGUAGCGUCCAGCUCAUGCUAUACUUGAUGCAUUAAUUGUGCUGAUCUUAUGGUGCUUUUAGGAAAUGAGUUGCACUGCUCACAGUUACCUUUCGUUUUAUAAUAUAAAGGGACACUUAAGAGAAACACAAACUGGUUAUACUGAUGUGUCUUAAAAAAAAUCGAUUUUCGUCAAUUUCACGGUAGUAAGUUGUCACAGAAGAGAAAAUUAAGGUCAAAGUUCAAUAUUUUAGAUUUUGCGCUGAAUCCGUAGUGCCGAUACAUCAGUGUGACGGAUUUCAAACUAGUUAUUUGGGACGAUGUGGCUCUGUAAAAGGUCACGAAACUUGCUAUGUUCAGUCUUUGGCUCUUUAAAAACAAUGUAAUCCAUCUCAAUUGAUAAAAAGUUAAAUAGGCCUCAUCAGACACCGUCAAAACCUACGACGUCGCGGUGAGUUGGUGUGGGAACUUCAAGGCGGCAUUGCCACCCAUAUUUUGUUUUUGUGUCCUUCCUAGCUUACUAGGCCUCCUGGUAAGAGUGUUUUUAUUUUUUUUUGUAUUUUACAAAUACAGCUUGGAUAUAUUUUUCUCUUUAGUGUCCCUUUAAGUACAUUGAGACUUCAACAUGUACUUUCUAAGGUUACAAGUUACCCGCCGUGGUAGCUUGGUGGCUAUGGCAUUGCACUACUGAGCUGGAGGGUUCGAACCCGGCCAUAUUUCGAUGGGGGCGAAAUACAAGAACGCUUGUGUACUUUGAUUUAGGUGCAGGUGAAAGAAUCCCAGGUAGUCAAAGUUAAUCAGGAGUCCCCCACUACGGCGUGUCUCAUCAUGGUUUUCGCAGGUAAAACUGCAGAAUUAAAAAUACAAGUUUGCUUCUUCCUUUGACAAUACCCGGGCAACUUGCAAUAGAGGUUGUGCUAUAAACCAAAGAUAAAAAUUGGAUGACCAUGUCAAAGCUUUUAUUCUGACAGCCGCCAGUAAGGCACAGGCAGGUCCAAAGAUCAAUCCUUCUUUACUUGUUUCUGCGUGUUUCGAAGUGAAAGAGCCUUGUAUAUGGUGUAUGUGACAGAGAAAAAUGCCACAAAUCCCAGCAUCACAGUUCUUCUGUGUUCCUAUGAAAGAAUAAAGCAUGGUGUCAACAGAG